CAAAAACCUGCUGGCAGCCCCCCGGGCCGUCAUGGCCGCUCCUGCUGCCCCGGAAGAGGAGGAGGAGGAGAAACAAGAGGAGGAGGAGGAGGAACGAGGGAGGCGGGCCACGAAAUGGCGGCGCCCGCCGGGCUCCACGCGAGGGCGGGAAGCUGAGGCGAGAGGGGGGGGGGAGAUGGCGGCGGGGCCGCUGCGCCCCUACAGAGCCGCCGCCGGGUUGUCGGCAAUUUGGAGCCGCGGGGGGGUGAUGAUGAUGAUGGUGGGCAUGGAGAAGGCUGCGGGGAGGCUGAGGCAGCGCCGCUUCAAGAGGGCCGUGCUGCCCGAGCCCGCUGCCUCUUCCCCUGCCGUGUCCGUCACCGAGAUCCGCAGGUACCUCCGUGAGCAGGGGCUGCCCUUCCAUGAUGGCCACAGCUGCCUGCACGCCCCCAGCCUCUUCACCCCCGGCCCCGCCGCGCCGCCCUUCACGCUCUUCAUCGACAAGACGACUGGCGGCUUCCUCUGCACCGCCACGCUGGCCGAGGGCACCUGGCAGGACCUGCAGGCUGCCGUGGAGCUGCGCCACCGUGGGCUGCCCCCUCCAAGCCUUCAUGAGGAUGAUGAGGAGGAAGAAGAUGAAGGCAGGAGGGCGAGGGAGGCCGCCCGGCGCAUCUGGGAGCGGGCGCUGCCGCUCUGGGCUCUGGAUGAAGAGGAAAGCCGGGCCACCAAGGCGGCGUUCGGCAUCGCCCAGCUGGCCGACGCCACCCUGAAGCGUUUCGGGGUGCGCUACCUGCGUGCCGCCAGGGCGCUGGUCUUCCCUUGGUUCGCCCCCCGCGACGGCGCCCUGCGGGGGCUGAAGCUGGUGGGCGCCACGGAGGAGACGUUCCCCCGCUUCGACGCCUACCACAACCUCUUCGGCUUGCCUUUAGUCGGGCGCCGCGACACCGAGGUGGUGCUGACGGGGCGGGAGCUCGACGCCCUGGCCCUACACCAAGCCACCGGGGUGCCCAGCCUGGCGCUGCCGCGGGGGGCUACCUGCUUGCCCCCGGCCCUGCUGCCCUACCUGGAGCAGUUCAAGCGCGUCACGCUGUGGCUGGGCGACGACCUGCGCUCCUGGGAGGCCGCCAAGCUCUUCGCCCGCAAGCUGAGCGUCAAACGCUGCUCCCUGGUGCGCCCCGGGGACCUCCAGCCCCGGCCCUUGGAGGCGUUGAACCGGGGGCUGAACCUCACCAAAAUCCUGCGCGCCGCCCUGCCCGCCGGCCACAAGUCCAUCGUCUCCUUCAGGCAGCUGCGCGAGGAGGUUUUCGGGGAGCUGGCCAACAGCGAGCAGGUGGCCGGCGUCAAGUGGGCGCGCUUCCCCGAGCUCAACAAGCUCCUCAAGGGGCACCGCAAAGGCGAGCUCACCGUCUUCACAGGCCCGACGGGCAGCGGGAAGACGACGUUCAUCAGCGAGUACGCGCUGGACCUGUGCACGCAAGGGGUGUGCACGCUGUGGGGCAGCUUCGAGAUCAACAACAUCCGCCUGGCCAAAAUCAUGCUGACCCAGUUCGCCGCGCGGCGCCUGGAGGACCAGUUGGAGCUGUACGACGAGUGGGCCGACCGCUUCGAGGAGCUGCCGCUCUACUUCAUGACCUUCCACGGCCAGCAGAACAUCAAGACGGUUCUCGACACCAUGAAGCACGCUGUCUACAUGUACGACAUCACCCACGUGGUCGUGGACAACUUGCAGUUCAUGAUGGGGCACGAGCAGCUCUCGGCAGACAGGCUCGCAGCCCAGGAUUUCAUCAUCGGUGCCUUCCGCAAGUUCGCCACGGACAACACGUGCCACAUCACGCUGAUCAUCCACCCCCGCAAGGAGGACGACGAGAAGGAGCUGCAGACCGCCUCCAUCUUCGGCUCCGCCAAGGCCAGCCAGGAGGCCGACAACGUCCUCAUCCUGCAGGACCGCAAGCUGACGACGGGGCCAGGGAAGCGGUACCUGCAGGUGGCCAAAAACCGCUUCGACGGGGACGUGGGCGUCUUCCCCCUGGAGUUCAGCAAGGCCUCGCUCACCUUCUCCUCCAGCAAGAGCAAGGCCAAGCUGAAGAAGGUGAAGGAGGAGAAGGCGCCUGCGGCCAAGAAGGAUCCGGACGGAGGUGCCGGAGGCUCCAGCAAGCCCUGAGCGCGGCGAUUCCCACCAGGAGGGAUGGAGCACCGCAGUUUUGGGGUGCAGCGGGAGCAGCAGGGCCAUGUGCCCGUGUUCUGUCCUCCUGUGUGAAGCAGCCCCGUUGUCCUGCGGGAUGUGAGGGGAGCAGGAGAGAAGGC
Messenger RNA from Anas platyrhynchos (mallard), 2280 nucleotides. It is a transcript of the gene TWNK, whose product is annotated as twinkle mtDNA helicase. Gene Ontology annotation, cellular component: mitochondrion. Gene Ontology annotation, biological process: mitochondrial DNA replication. Lineage: Eukaryota; Metazoa; Chordata; Aves; Anseriformes; Anatidae. The record is from RefSeq and is a predicted model, not a curated record. Gene Ontology annotation, molecular function: single-stranded DNA binding; ATP binding; 5'-3' DNA helicase activity.